This is a messenger RNA of Achroia grisella, 7927 nucleotides long. RefSeq names its product mucin-12-like. The record is from RefSeq and is a predicted model, not a curated record. The transcript is spliced from 8 exons. NCBI's taxonomy places the organism in Eukaryota, Metazoa, Arthropoda, Insecta, Lepidoptera, Pyralidae. Gene Ontology annotation, cellular component: nucleus. The coding region runs from base 464 to 4939 and encodes 1491 amino acids.
CAAGUAAGAUGGCGACUAUUAAUGUGAAAGGCGAAACGUUGUCUUAUUUCUACUUGUAAAUAAAGUAAUUGGUACAUUUAAUCAUUUUACUGUUGUACAAAGUGAUAUAUAUUAUUGUAAAAGUGAAAAUUAUAUCGUGAACUGUUGUGUAUGUCGUUAAACUGCAGUGGCUUUAUUUCACAAUAGACAAAACCCGUCGCAGCGAGCACCCAAGGAGUCGAGGCCAUAUUUAUGAUGUUAUCUGUCGUGUGAGCGUCCUCCGAAACCACAUUGAUAAAUGUUUUGUUGAAAACUGAAGCGAUGGGGUGUAUUUUAUGUCUAAGAAUUUACUAAUAAACUCAAGAUGAUAAUCAGUGCAUCAAUUUAGUGGUAAAUAACACAUCUAGUGGAUAUGGAUGAAAGUGUGGACUUCUAUUGACAUAUUACAUACAUUGACACAAAACAAAACAUCCCGGAGGUGGUAAUGGAUCCAGUAGGACCAUGGUCAGCAUAUGCUUCAUACAAUCGGUUAGCAGGGGUACAGGCUGGUGCUGCAAGUGGAGACUUUCAUCACCACCUAGCCAGUGGUGGUACAGGAUUAGGCAGCCAGUCCGUACCGUCGACAACAAGUCAGUUGCUGCUUCAAGCAGCACAUACUACUGCUUCAUUAGCAGGACAACUUGGUUCAACAACAGCAUCUCCUUUUAACCCAGGAGGAUUUCUUUCUCCACCUGCUGUUGGGUAUGAUGCAGUAUUCUCACCACUUUUUCACCAUGCAAAUCCUAAACCUGCACAUUAUAGCUCUUCUCUUCAGGCCCAACAUCGACAAGUAAUAGCUCAAGCCGUUGCUUCAAAACAAUCUUCAGUAGAAACUGAAUUAUCUUCAUUGCGAGAAAACUAUUCUCAUCAAACAUUAGCUGCACAAGGAACAUCAUUUUUUGAUCAAUCUUCAACACCAGGAAGUACAGCCAGCUUAAGUUGGCAAGGAAAUAAUCAACUUCCAAGUCCAUUUGGGAUAUUGCCCCAUGAGAGUGUUGUGCCGUCAUCACCAAGUCCAGCUACAACAAAGGCAUCUGCAACCUAUGAGAAUUUUAAUGCCCAUUUUGCUGCAGCACAAACACUCAAUAAUCAUCUGAACUCUCAGAUUUCAAGUACUGGUAAACAAACAAAUAGGUCUGGUUCACCAGCAACAGGAUCAAAACCAGCAUCUUCCACAUCAUCCACAUUUUUUCAAUCUCCUUCAUCUUUUGGAAAUCAGACUGAUAACUCAUAUAGUACAAGCGCAAGUGCAAAGGGUGGGCAACUUUCAUCUCAGCAGGAUUAUGCUGGAAGUAAGUCAUAUUCAAGUUCUGCAAGUUCAACUGCUCAUUCCCAGCAAUCGUGUAUUGUGUCAACUCCACCUGUAACCUCUUCCUCUACACCACCAAGCAAAGAUUAUCGUUCUUCCACUAACACCACUUCCCGACCUUCCUCUUCUAUUUAUAACUCCCAGUCGCCUAAAAAUAGCAGUAGUGAAAAAUCAUCAAGACAAUCAUCAAAUAGUAGUAGUAGUUUUGUCUCACCCACAUCAAAACCACCUCAAGUGCAGACAAAAGCUCAGAGUAAAAUAUAUCCAGAACUAAAUACAGAACAAAGAAAAAGUUGUGACUCUAAUGAUAAAUUGCAACCUCAGUCAUCCCCUAUAAGUUAUUCUAUUAUGGAUGCCCCAGGAAGAUUAAGCUACAGUAGUAGUAGUAUUAAUUCUUCUAAAUCUAAUCGAAUUGGUAGUACUCAAUAUUCUGCCUCUCAGGGUUCUAGUUUUAGACAUUAUCAAAGUGGUAAUAAUGUUGAAUCUGAUUAUCAUGUUCGUGCAAAAAGUAGUUCUAGUACUGAUACUGGUUAUUCCAGUAGUAGUUCACAAAAUGGUCCUGACUGCAGUGUGGUUAUAGCUAGAAGACAGAGUCCUUCACAUGCUCCCCCACAGACCUCUCCCAUUGGGCAUGGUUCUAGUCCUGCUUAUCCUAUGUACCAUAGUCCUAUGAAUUCUAUAAAUUCACCACAGCAACAUGGUGACCACUUUAAUAAAAUUAACAGUUCUGCACCCAGAUCACCUUUGGAUGCAUCAAUAGCACGGCCUCCUUCACAAAAUAGUCAGGUAGCGUAUCCGUCUGUUAUAACACGAGCUUUAGGUAUUGAUCAAACUAAAACCUAUGCUGAAAAUAGAUUUGAACGAACACAAAGUCAGUCUUCCAGUCAAAGUUGUUGGGAAAAUGAACGGCAAUCAACUAGAAAAUUUUCUAAUACCAGUAGUAAUAGUAAUACUUACAAUAAUAGUACAUUAGCUGAAAGUAACAGUCAUAAUGAGGAAACUCCUCAAACUCCAACUCACAGAACCUUGUCAGAGAAACAUCAAAACUAUUUUGAUAGUAACAAUGUGGCUUUACAAGAUCUUUCUAGUUGUAGAGGGGAUCCCAUGACUAUAGUCAAAAACUUGCAAAGUUUGCAACAAAGUUGUCAAUUACAAGAUACAAAAUCAAGUAAAAAUCAAACCCCAAUAUCAACACCACCGGUGUCCAAUAAAACUGUAGCACGAAGAAAGAGUACUGAAAAACCUGUUUCUCAUACAAAUAUGAAUGAAAUAUCAAAUGCAGUAAUGGCAGAUUAUUUAGCUAAUAGAAUUCCACCACCAGCUCAUAGUUCAACUAGUAAUCAACAACAGAAUGGUAGCUAUUUUGAUUUUGAAAGAUGGAAUCUUCCACCUCCUCCACCCAAAAUGUUUCCUGGCACUACCGCUUUCGGUUCUCAAGCUCCACUACAUGCAACAAAUUUUGCUAACCAACAUCAAGCACUUGCUAUGCCACAUGGCCAUGCUUUAACAUAUUUCCCGCCAUUUCACCUAGGUCCACAUCCUGAUUUCCAAUCUUCUGUGGAGUUAACACCAUUGUCGUCAUUUAGCGAGACUCCACCUUCGGCUUCCUCGUCAUCUUUUUCAACGCCUGAAACUCGUGAAGAGGAACAGCCUAAGGUGGUAGUACCUAAUAUAGAGGAAGAACUUGGUUUCCUUGCAGAACAACGGGCAAAUACUGCAUCAUCGGUAGCACCCACUUCACAGCAGCCAAAUCUAAACAGCACUUCACAAGACGCUACUACAAAAAUUAUGGAAAAAAAAUUCAAUGUCCCAGUCACGGGCCCCGGUUCAGGUUUCAUGGCUUCUUACUUGAAAUUUUUACAAGGAGAACGGGAUACUUCUCCGCCACCGGCCGGUCGAGGCGCCAGAAAAUCGACUUGGUCGAGAACUACUACAAACAGCAAUACUAAUAAUAAAGGGUACACACAGAAUGAUCACACUAAAAGUCAGUGUGAUGCAAAUACUACUCAGCAAAGCGCUAACGGCGCUAUGACGACGCCUAAUGUAAUAAAUACAGGGAUGUCUCUGAGUAAUCCAGCUAUGAGUUCGACAGCAAAUAUGAGCACAGCAGGCUUAUUGGGUGCUAACCAGAUACAUGGUACGUCGACAAAUUUACUUAGCUCGCAAACAAAAGGUCUUGAAUUGGAUGAUCCCCGUUAUUAUAACUUGAAUAAGGAUAGAAAACGUAAAUAUGAUGGAAGUGAGGAAUCUUCUUACGAUGCGGAUGAAGAAGCAAGAAGAUUGAAUAAGCCAGUGCUCAAUGUGCCUAGUACGCCUCUAAAUGAUAAAGGUAAGAAGGGUCGGACGACUAUGAAUAAGCCGACGCCUUCAGCAGUAGUGGCGCCUCAGCCGGCCGCGCCUAAGAAGCCACGACCGCCUGCGCCGCCGCCCGUGGCUACGCUGCAGGCAGCGCCACACCAGCAAUACUAUUACCAACAACAACCCGACGAAGCUACAGCACAUGGACCUAGUCUAGGUUAUGGGCUCGGAUAUGGUGCUCAAGAAAAUGACAACAACAGCGAUAGAAAAUUACACCAUAUCAAAACCCAUCAGCAAAUUUCCAGUACAGGACAAAUUGAAAAUACUAGACCAAUAGAAGAAAUGCCUUAUCAGUCCGGAGAAUUUGUGGCGAUAAAAACUGAAUUAAGUGAGAUGUGGCCUUCUAUUUGGAGGGUAGAUGGGAAAACAUUGCUACAAAAGUAUGAACCUUUUGAAGAGAAUGGCAAAGUAUUGUAUCGAAAUAUUUCCACUUACGCGGCGUGGAAUCCAGAAAAUAAAAAAUUAUACACACAGGUCCCAGUGAAAGUUCGGUCACAGUCGCAUUUGGAGACGAUAGUAGAGUUAGUUAGGAGUGAAUUGCCUAGAAGCGAAUUGCCCUUCGAUGAUUGUAGUUUUAUAGAGAAAAGGAUGCUGGAAACUCAAAUGUAUCAGGAGAAUUUUGAAGUGUAUAUACAAACAUUAAUAUCACAUGCAUUAGACCCGAAUUUUCUAACGGAAAUAUUUCAAGAGCAAGACGAAUACUUCCUGUCCAACGUGAAAACGGUGGAUGAAGUGACGGAGCGGAUGCGCGGGCGCGUGUCUAGCAGCGCGGGUGUGGGUGGAGCUGGGGGAGCGGCGGCAGCAGCGGCGCGGGCGCUGGACGCUGCGGUGGGCACGUGGCCCGGGCUGAGCGUGGCGGCCGGCGCUGGCGCGUGCCGGGCCUGCGCCCGCGCCGCUGUCGCCCGCCUGCUGCUCUACGGCCAGCCCUACAACCCCGCCACGCUCGAGCCCGUCCAGCCCGACGCGAGGCUCGCCUACGAGAAAGAGUUUCUCGUAUGCGGGACAUGUUGCGGUCGUGUGCAACUAUAUUCAAGAAUAUCACAUCAAAAGUAUCUAAUGUACGCAGAAUGUAGUAAACGAGUUGCCGAGAAAAGAAUGCAAAACCCCAAUAAGGAUACUACUGUAAUACUAAAUGAGUUGUUAGCAGACGAAGUUUGGUUGUCACAGUUGUUCCGCGACGUGCGUCACUCUUGGGCGGAAGCAGAGGCUUGGGAGCGCAAGCUGCGUCAGCAACCUGCCAGACACCUCGUAUAACCCGCACUCGUCGAUGUACGACGCUGUAUUCAUGGACUAUUUUUUAAUUUGAUUUUGAUACCUGUGAAAUACGUGCUGUAUGUAUGUAAUUCUUUUUGUAUUUUAGUAUGCAAUGUACUAGCAUUUAAAUUUAAAUACCAGGGGCAGGAUCUACUAGCUAUAGGCACACAUCACGUUUCUAUUAGUUAAUAUUAUUUUUAUUGUUUUUGUCAUCGAAUUUUAUUGGCUGUUACUUAGUAUCAGUCCAUUCGUGUCAAUACACCGGUGCCAUUUUUAUACCGUUUUGUAAAAAAUAAUUAUGUUGUAUGGAUCAUGGUAACCUUUUUCGUUAUUCGCUAUAUUUAUGUAAUUAGAAUAACAACAAAUGUUCUAAAAUACCUGAGCAGCUUAGCUUUGAGUUUUAACAAAUUCAAUUGUCUACCCAAAAUAAUGGCCAAAACAAAUUUAUCUCAUUAUAAAUACGUAAUUUCGACGAGCACUAUAGUUAUAGUCUGUUUUUUUUCUUGUAUGGCAUUACUAGUAAACAAAAUUUAGUAAACGUGGUAAUUGACCAGAAACUAAAUAAAAAUCGGCAUAUACUAAUAUAAAACAAUGAGGUUGGGAUACGUUGAAUCUAUUGUUAAAUGAAAAUGUGUCUUAUACAAAGAUUAGAACUUAUAGAGAUUGUAUAAUGAUCGGCUCAUCAAAGAAAUACUCUAUUUUAUAUACUCGAAAUGUAGUCAUGUUGUUUGAACCAUCAUUUAUUUGCCAGUUAUGCUAAGUAAGAAAAGCAAACUAUAAAUUUUGUUAUGUUCUAAUAAAAUAUGAGUAUAUUUUCAAUAUUGUAAUGAAAUUAUUCCACUAUUAUUUCUUAUUGUAAAUAUGAUAUUAUUGUGCAAUGCCUAAUGAGGAAUAUGAUUUAUUUUCUUUUAAAUUAACAAUGUGGAUUGUAAAUGUAGAAUUAUUAUAUUAAACAAUUUUAUAGAUAUUUCAAAUUAUCGGUGACCUUUUAUUUGUGACUAUGACCAUGUACAGAAUUGUAUAGAAAUUAUUAAAUUGCAAGGCAAAUAGUUCCUUUUUUACUUAGUCGUUUGUAUGAUUUUCUGUAAACAAAUGAGAUCUUCAUACAAUCUUUUCUUUUAUAAGAUCUUAGGCCUAUUAAUGAUACAAGGAGUGGUAACAAAGUAACAAAAGAAAUUUGCCGAUACAAACAAUCAUACUUAGUGUCUUGCUUUUCUGUUCUAUCUAAUAUAUUCAACUACAUAAACGAUAUACUCCAAUAAAGCUAAUAUGUAUAGAACAUGGCAUUUGUUCUUUAAACAUGAAAAUUACAAAUAGUCUCGUGAAGUUUACCACUUAAUUUUUAACUGUACUUUUCAAUCUGAUAAAUGUAAUACUAAAAAUCUUUUGUUGAUUUUGUGAUUUUUAAUUAUUAUUUUUAAGCCUUUGGUCUGUGAAAAACUAGCGUUUACAACAUGUGGGAACAUUGAUGUAUACAUUCAAUUUCACAUUCCUGGAGAUAUAAUUCUUACCUGGUCUCAUUAAAAUAAUAUUUUCUUUUAUGGUAUAUACCACGACUACAAUUUGCCCCUAUUUAUAAAGCGAACAAAAUGUAACAAUAUUUCUAUUGUGCAAAUAAAGUACAGUACGAGAUGAUAUUUUGUAUAAUUAUUGCAUUAGGUUGUAUAGGUUAACACAUUACUACAUAAUGUAGUUUAUAAUCCUAAGUAGUUAUGUAGCAUUGUAAAAAUACAGGUUCUAUCUGGUAAUUAAAGUUGAAGAAAACUUUAUUUUGUUCAGAUUGGACAAGACUUGGUCGAAUUUGUUUUGACACAAUAUUUUAAUGUAAGACAUCUUAAUAAACGGCAAUUUCAUUUAUUAUUAUCUUUCAUUAAUUGUUCAAAAGAAGAAUUAUUCAUGAAUGGUUUAUUACUAAAAAAAAACAAAAUAAGCAAAUAUUACACAGUUAUACACAAAUAAAUAAAGUUACAGAAACUGGAAAUUUGUGAAAUAUUUACUUGUACUCAUUGCUCCCUUGCAGAACCUUGUUCUAACACUACCACUGAUUUAUAGUGAGCAGCAUUUUACAGACUUACAAUUGUAAUGGGCUAUUUAAAAUAAUCUUACCUGUUCUGUUGUGAAAUUUCAAAUCGCGUUUUAUUAUUUUAAUAAACAGAUUAAUAUUAUUUUAGGACAUUUAGAAAAUAAAACAAGUACCUUUUUUCAGAAUACUUAUAAUUUGCUUGCACACAGCCUCUAUUGUUAAGUAAUAGAACUGAAGUCCGACUGAAAUAAUACAUUAACAAAUACUUUUCGGGCGACGUAAUACGUACUCAAAAUAAUAAUUAGUCUAAAACAUUGCUGAAAGUCAUUAUUUAUUAUUAGUGAAUGUUAUUAUUGAAGCUAUUAACCUUGGUUUCAAUAUAUUAAAAUAAUAGUAAAAUUAUCUAAUCACCAAACUAAGUUGGUUUAAGAAACAAUGCAUGAAAUAUUUUAAUACAUAUAAUAUACAUACAAUUAAAAUCAGCUGUAUUAAAAGUACAAUAUGAAUGAGAUUUAAUAAGGUCCCGGUAAAUAGUUGUGUGUGCACACAUCUUCUGUACUUAAUCUAUCACGAGGACGAGGCACGCACGAGGUACUAGCGACAUAUGGCGGCCCCACUGGCCCGAUCCAUAUCGCCUCAAUUUAGUCACAAGCGUGACCAUAACCUAUACAAGAAUCUAGAAUUACGUAACUUAUAAUAAUUGCAUAUAUCAUACAUCUAAAUUCAAGUAACUUAUUUUUUAUUCAGUUUCAUGUUUCAAUAUUUUACUUUUUUUUUUAUUCUUUUUUUGUUUAUUAUUUUUAUACCAUAAUCUCUGUUUGUUGUUACCACAGCGCGUUGUUGCCGGUGAAAUCUGCCUUCCACGAAUGAUUUUGUCCACCACUAUGUAUAUGACAUAAUGGCCAUGAUGCGAAGCAUCUUCUAAUUCAUAUAUAAUUAUUCGACGUUGUCUGACUUGCGAUUAA